Molecule: messenger RNA, 2422 nt
Organism: Athene cunicularia (burrowing owl)
Lineage: Eukaryota; Metazoa; Chordata; Aves; Strigiformes; Strigidae
Gene: PEMT
Product: phosphatidylethanolamine N-methyltransferase
Exons: 7
Coding region: 383-979 (198 amino acids)
Biological process (GO): phosphatidylcholine biosynthetic process
Molecular function (GO): phosphatidylethanolamine N-methyltransferase activity
Source: RefSeq, a predicted model, not a curated record
UUGGAAACAUGCUUGGGUUGGCAGCUGCCCCGUUAUGCUGGUGCUCUUCCUCACAGCAGCAGUGUCCUCACAGUGCCCGUGUCCUUCUGGACACUGCUGCAAAUGAGGGGUUCCCUGAGAGCCCCGUGCCCUUGAGGUGUGGGGGGAGACAGCUUGGAGGAGCCCCCAUCCUUCUUCUUGACUUUGCGCUCUGACAUAGCACUUUGCGAGCCGUAACAACGCGUCACUCGGGGCCAUUAAUAUCUUCAUUUGCUCUUGGAGGGGCAGCUGGUGUGUUUGGUUUGAGAUGAAGUGCCUUGUAUUGAGGUGCAGCGCCUGGUGCCCCUGCAGGAAUCCGCACCCCCAGUAACUGGCUCUCCCCUCCCAGGUGGAUGUGACAGCCAUGGUGCGGCUCUUCGGCUAUGUGGAUGUGACCGACGCUGGUUUCAUUGCAGCUGUCCUCUCCAUUGCCUUCAACCCGCUCUUCUGGAACGUGGUAGCCAGAUGGGAGCACAAAACGCGAGCACUCAGCCAAGUCUUCGGCUCUCCACGUGCUGCCUGCUACUGCCUGGGUGCUGUUAUCCUGAUGCUUAACUGUGUGCGGAGUCAUUGCUUCACAGAAGCCAUGAAGAGCCAGCCAAAGCUGGAGGGCUUGGACUCCCACUGGGCCUAUUACUUGGGCUUGGCCAUCUUGGCUUUAGGGACCUUGUUUGUCAUCUCCAGCUUCUUAGCACUGGGAUUCACUGGGACAUUCCUAGGUGAUUACUUCGGCAUCCUGAUGGAAGCAAAAGUGACCAGCUUCCCCUUCAGCAUCCUGGAUAAUCCUAUGUACUGGGGCAGCACAGCUGUCUACCUGGGUUGGUCCCUCAUACAUGCAAGCCCAGCUGGCCUUUUGCUGACAGCUGUAGUGGCAAUUUCCUACACAAUCGCAGUGCUGUAUGAGGGGCCUUUCACAGAGGAAAUAUAUCGACGGAAACAGAAGGGCAUGAAGAACAAGUAGCAACAGCAGUGUCUCGGAUACCUCGGCACAGUGUGCCUCUGGUCCCCACGCUGUCUGAUUUGCCCGUUUUCCUACUGAGAUGUAUCCUACUAAUUUGCCCAGCAACACUUAAUGAGCCAACUGAGCACCCGGUGGUAUUUGGAAGUGAUCAGAGGAACAGCCCGAGCAUGGCGGCACCUGGAGGUCCCUGUCCCCAGGUCCUUAUUCCCCAUUGCUGGGUCACUGCAGCUCCUGCCGUGAAGGCGACGCUCUCCCAGGAGCUGCGUGGCUCAGGACCUCCCGACCUCUCCUCCCGCACUUAUUAUUAGAGAUCUACAGGGGAAAAAGCAACCCAGCUCCAGCCCCGAACUGGAGGGCAAGCAGAGGAAUGAUGGAGACACUGGGGGCCUUUUGGAAGCAAGCUCUGAGCGCAAGGAAGCUCUGGCUCUGGCUGAUCCUGAUGAUCAUCUGAAGAUGCUGCCAGAGAGCUACGGGAAGCAAAUAAAAGCUCAGGCAAAGCCACAGAGAGGGCUCAGGAACACCUGAGCUGUUCACACACAGUUGGAGAAGGAAGAGGGGAAACUGCUGCAAACUCAACAAAAAAACCUGCUGCAAACCCAACAGCAAAACCCCUCUUUCUGGGAGGGGGAAGCUGCCCUGUCCAGAACUGUGAUUUCCCAUCGGUACAGGGCCCUGGAGCAUCUCUGCCCUGUUCGCAAAAGGCUUUAAGAAAGAUGAAAAACACGUAGAUGUGGAUGAACAACCUAAAUCACUGCACGAGGGGGAUGGAGGGCAUCCCAUGGGGAAACCCCAGCAUGGAGAAGACCAAGGAGAAGAGUCAGUCUCCACACAGGCCGUGCAGAUAUCCCAUCCCUGGACCCCCUCCACACCCUCCCAGCCCUUCCUUUUCCCCAGGGGCCACGUGAGGGUCCUGCCUUCCCCACCACCCAGUGCCUUCCAGCUAUUUUCACUGCCUUGCAGGGGCAGUGGGUGGCAGGGAGGGGAAGAGCUGCUUCUGUCUUCUGCCCUGUGCAGCAGCUGGGUACAGAUCUGCCCCUCUGCCCCUGCCACCAGCCUCGGUGAGUCCCAAAGAGCCCAGUGCUGGAUCCUGCCCUGACGGGAAGAUCCCAGGGGUGAUGCUUCAGACUCAGGCUCAGUGUUUAUAGAUUCCCAGAACAGUUUGAGAAAUAAGCUGUAAAUGACCAAAAAAAAAAAAAAAAAGAAGCCGUGUCAAGCUGCCGGCAGUGGCUUUGGAGAAGGGGAGCUGCGCCGCUGCUGGCUCCUGUGCCGACACCAGGAUGCAGUGCCACGUCUCAGCGUCGCGUUGUCCCCUCUGCAGAGGAGGGUCCUUCCUUUUCUCAGUGUCACCUCUGCGAAACAGUCUGAUUUCCCUUUGCUUUUGCAUGUUGUAAUUCACCCUUUGGGCAUUACUCAGCAGGAAUUAAAAGCGUUGGUUUCUUUACA